UGGUGGUUGUAGCGGCGGCGGCGGCGGCGGCGCGGUAGCGGCGUCUCCGGGAGGCCCAGGCCUGAGCUAGAUCCGUAGUCCUCAGGGAGAACGGGCGUCGCGCGCGGCCCCGGCCCGGGACCCCAACGGCUUCCGAGCGGCGACGGUGACAGCAAUGGCUCAGGAAGCAAUGGACCUUGAUCUUCAGGUGGUAGAAGACGGUCCUGUUGUGGAGCAUCAGGAGGAGGCCUCUGCCGAAGCAUUUGUUGGGCAGAUGGAUGCCCCCUUACUCCCUGUUCCUCAAGUGCCUAUCGAAGUGACUGAGGAAGUUGUGUCCUCAGGCCUGGAGAAUGAGGAGACUGUGGAACUGGGAGCCGCAGCUGCAGAAAAUGCAGUAGCAGCCGGGAUCAAUCCCAUCCUCCCAGAGUCUGCCCUGAACUCAAUGAACAGUUUUCUUGAUCGACUCCAGCAGUUGCAUGGGGUGCUGGGCCUCCUGAGGCAGCCACAGCAGCUCGCGCAGACCGUGCGGACCAGGAGGAGGGCGGUCCGCCUGCAGAGGAGGGCAGGAGGGUCUCAGAGGACCGUGGACUACAGAUCAAGGGCACCACUGGACACGUACUUUCGGGUUAACAGGACACAGUCACUGCAGGCAGCCCACCUGCCCAACCGUAAUGACGAUGAUCCCGGCUCUGAGGACAUCCAUGUGUCGAGUGUCUCUGAUACAGAAAGUAAUAGUUCCAGUGAGAAUGAGGAGGUGGUGGAUGUCCAGAACGGGAAUCCAAUCGCGGCUGGGCUUGGAGUUUCUGGAGAGGUUCCUGGAGAGGCUCCUCCGCAGGACCCUUCGGCCCAGCCCCAAGCCACUCCUGCUGCUGCCGCAGAGGCUCCCCUCCCGCAGGAGUCUCCACUGAAGCCUGAACCAUCUCCUCCGGCUGCCAAGGGCCCCUCGGAAGAGGAGGAAGGGGACACUUGUGCCAUCUGCUUUGAACAGUGGACCAGUGCUGGGGACCACCGGCUGUCUGCGCUGCGAUGUGGGCACCUCUUUGGGUACAAGUGCAUCUCCAAAUGGCUUAGAGGACAGGCUGGGAAAUGUCCCCAGUGCAACAAGAAAGCCAAACGUGCAGACAUUGUGGUUCUCUAUGCCCGAACCCUAAAAGCCUUGGACACCAGUGAGCAGGAGCGCAUGAAAAGUUCCUUACUAAAGGAGCAGAUGCUGAGGAAGGAGGCUGAGUUAGAAUCAGCCCAAUGCCGGCUUCAGCUGCAGGUCCUUUCUGAUGAAUGUAACAAGCUCCGAAAUCACGUCCAGGAGCUGAAGGUUCUUGUGGCUCAGCACUCGUCGGGUCCAGCGCAGCCGGGCAGCUCCCAGGUGGGCUUCCAGAACUGCCUGCCCUUCAGCCAGAACCAGCACAAGUACCAGUUUCAGAAGGCCUUCACAGUGUCGCAGGAAGGGCGGUGCCGCAUCAUGGCCUACUGUGACUCCCUGAGCUGUCUGGUGGUGUCCCAGCCCUCUCCUCAGGCCAACUUCCUUCCUGGCUUUGGUGUGAAGAUGAUCAGUAUGGCAGACAUGAAGAGCAGUCAGUAUGUCCCGAUGCACAGCCGAGAGAUCCGCGGCCUGGCCUUCAGCAGCAGGCAGAACAGCUGGCUCCUGUCGGCCGCGCUGGACAACACGCUCAAGCUGACAAGCCUGGAGACCAAUACAGUGGUGCAGACGUACCACGCCGGGCGCGCCGUCUGGAGCUGCUGCUGGUGUCUCGAUGACGAAAACUAUAUCUAUGCUGGCCUGGUCAACGGCUCGAUUCUGGUGUAUGACCUGAGAGACACGAGCAACCACGUGCAGGAGCUAACUCCUCAGAAGUCCAGGUGUCCCCUGGUCUCGCUGUCCUACUUACCGCAGAUGGCUUCAUCGGCAUUUCCUGCUGGCGGGAUAUUAGCCGGAAGCUUGGAAGGUGCCUGCUUCUGGAGGCAGAGCAGCACUAACUGCUUUGACCCUCACAGCCUGCCUCUGGAGUCGGGGGGCUGCACUGACCUCCAGGCGGAGAGCCGCAGUGGGCACUGCCUUGUCACCUAUCGGCCCAACAAAAACCACAACUCGGUGCGCAGCGUGCUGCUGGAACUGACCUGCAGCUUAAAUGAAGCCACGGAGCCAGUCUACUCGUGUCGGCCCGUUCAGACAUUCAUCGCCGGACCCACUUGCAAGCUGCUGACCAAAAACGCCAUCUUCCAGAGCCCGGAGGAGAACGGCAGCAUCCUGGUGUGCGCCAGCGACGAAUCCUCCAACUCUGCCCUGAUCUGGGAUGCAGGCAGUGGCAACCUCUUGCAGAAGCUCCAGGCAGAGCAGCCAGUGCUGGCCCUCUGCCCCUUCGAAUUCAACCAGAACAGCUACCUGGCCUCCCUGACGGAGAAGGCCGUCCAGAUCCAUAAAUGGGAGUGAGGGGGGCGCACGUCCAGCGCACCGUGGGCCCGACUCUGGCAGUCUCGUGGUCGGGCACAGACCUGUGGCCAGUCAUCGGCUGGAAUGUUCUGACCUCCAAAGCUGAGCCCCGGACCUGGCGCAGGGGCAGCCGGCAGUCUUUUUGUGCACUUCUGUGUGGGACUUUAUGUGUUUUCUCUCUCUGCCUUCUUAACUAGCUGGACCCAGAGAACCUCUGGACGGGAGAGUGUAUCAGCCUUUGGGGUGUGGUUCAUGAAAGCUUCCCCUGGGAAGCACAUAUACUGCAUUUACUGAAGUCCUGUUUGCUGGUUCCAUUUUUAACAGGCACAGAGAAUUGUUUCUCUGAUCAGGCACAAGGGUGUGCUAGGGAAGAGAGGAAAGGAUUAUUAUUGACUGAGUAGCCCAAUGAAGGGGGUCCCUUGAGAAACAGGGCAUCUUUUGUUGGGGUCUCAGCUCUGUGACUUCCCCUAGCUGGUUCUGUGCAGAGCCCCUUGAGAAAGCUGCCUGGGCCUCUGUGACUUGUAGGGUGAGGGGAGGAAGACUUUGGGGAUCUCAGGACAAAUGUGUCUUAACAUCUGAAGUCUGUAUCUUCCUCCUUCUCUCUUCAAGAAAUGUUAGAAAAACAAUAGGAAUUAUGUCAAGUUAAUUCUUUUCUCUCCAUCAAUAGCAGCCAACAAAGAAGUGGCAAAGGAAGGGGAAUUUUAAUUGAUCUAAAAAUGGAACGUGUGGGCAGAAUGGUGUCUUCAAGCUAGUUAUCAGAAAAAUCCCAGUAUCGUUGUUACCUAUAUACACACCUAGGCGUGAAGUUCCGUGCUGCUCUUUGAACCGCUUCUGCCGCCCAGGUGUGCUGUCUUAGUGAUGCUUUUCUCCAUCCCAACUGCAGUUAGACCCCAAACUCCUCCCCGCCAUCCCUUGUGGUCCUGAGGCUUGUUUCUCCAGAGGGUCGCCAGUAGAAUGGCAGCAUCUGGACACAUGGCAUGCCCGGGAUCCUGCAAAGGGUCUCCAUUUGGACACUUCUGUUCCUUUAAUGGAGAAUUCCGGUAGUCUGAACUGACAACCCAGUGAUCCAGUCAGAAAAGUUUCCAGGUGCAGGCCCAGGAAAUGAGUAACCCAGGGCUUUGAAAGCUGUUUUUUUUUUUUUUUUUUCAUUAUUCGCAAAGGUUUGGGGGCUUAACAUAAUUUAAGGAAAGAUAAGGCAGUAUUGCUUCCAAGACCCUGGGUACCCAUCGUUCCAUUAGCUGGAGGGGCCACAGUUCUCUGGCCCAAAUGUUCCAAGAGCCUGUUCACCCUUUGGUAGGUUGUGGUUUUCACAAAUUAAAUGGCCACUGGCCCCUUUCCUUCUCUUCUCAGAUAGUUUUUCAGUCCCAGCUUCUUGACCUGUGAGAGAGAAAGAAAAAUCCCUUUUUAUCAGCCAAAGAAGGUUUGUUUCCUCUAUUUUGAUUAACAAGAAUUGUUGCCUGAAUCUGGGCCUGGGGCCCAGAUGGCAGCACAAAACUUGAGUUAACACCCACUCACUUGGGCCUUUCAGCAAGCAGACUGCUAGCAUAAAUGAGAAGGCAGGCACUGGGCACAGGCUCUCAGUCUGCAGAGAGGCCCUGACUGCGGACCAAGGGUGGGGGGGGCUCAGGUUGUGCUCUUGUCUAGGGGACCUCAGAGCUUGGAGUUAGCCGUUCAGCAGGUCAGAUGCAUUAAGGUUCCAUGCAACCAGGGAUGAGUUUUUUAAUUGAAAUCCCCUAAAGGAUAGGAAAAGGAAAUGACUUAGGCAGGCAAGGUUGAAAUUUUGCCAAUUUACUACCAUGAAUUCAGGCUUUUUGCUGGCAAACAUGAAAACAAAGAACUAAAUUUAAGCACUCCCUCAAAAUGCUAUCAGGAGUAGGAUCAAAAUUAUUCUCAACUUGACGGCCAGAACUAUCGAGUGCUAUGUUGACUGGCAAGAAAGCCUGCAAUCAUGUGCCCAGUACCAGCAUCUCCUACCUUUGAGCCUUCGAACAAUUUGGUUUGCAUGUGUUCAUCAAAGGGUUGUGCGGCUAGAAAAUAAGAACCUCCUCCUCAUGAGGAUCUGUAUCUGAGGGUCCUUCCUAGAGUCUAUAGGGUAUAUUCUUUGUGGCUUCUGGCACGGUAUUUUUAAUUUCUGUUAUUUCCCAUCUAAAUCUUGGAGCUGAGAAAUGGGAGUGUUUUGGACUUGCUUUGUGCCUAAGUCCAUACUUGCUUGGAAAAAGAUUAUGUGAUCUUAAAAAGCCUUUGUUUAAUUGUACUUUUUGUGUCCGCUGUGUAUAUGUAAAAAUAAAGAAUUUACAAUAGGC
This is a messenger RNA of Antechinus flavipes (yellow-footed antechinus), 4710 nucleotides long. It is a transcript of the gene RFWD3, whose product is annotated as ring finger and WD repeat domain 3. Bases 155 to 2407 code for a protein of 750 amino acids. The record is from RefSeq and is a predicted model, not a curated record. The transcript is spliced from 13 exons. Gene Ontology annotation, biological process: protein ubiquitination; interstrand cross-link repair; double-strand break repair via homologous recombination. Gene Ontology annotation, molecular function: protein binding; ubiquitin protein ligase activity. NCBI's taxonomy places the organism in Eukaryota, Metazoa, Chordata, Mammalia, Dasyuromorphia, Dasyuridae. Gene Ontology annotation, cellular component: site of double-strand break; nucleus.